Messenger RNA from Wyeomyia smithii (pitcher-plant mosquito), 4396 nucleotides. Its product is annotated as zinc finger CCCH domain-containing protein 13-like. The coding region runs from base 1197 to 3803 and encodes 868 amino acids. The transcript is spliced from 8 exons. Lineage: Eukaryota; Metazoa; Arthropoda; Insecta; Diptera; Culicidae. Gene Ontology annotation, cellular component: extracellular region. Gene Ontology annotation, molecular function: chitin binding. The record is from RefSeq and is a predicted model, not a curated record.
UUACUAAAAUGCAAAAUUACGAAGCAUCAUAAAAAAACAUCCAAUAGCCAAACCGCGCAUAACCAACCUCGUUCAAGGGGAGGUGCUUUCGUCUUUCUCCGCUGUUGCACUCUCACUUUGAUGAUAGAGUUCCUCGCGAAGGCAAACUUACACGCAGUGAAUAGCUCGGAGCCGCAAUAAUAUUGCUAAGGUCGGUAAAUUUGAAACAUUUGGAGAGUUGGUCUGUGCUUUUGAUUGGUGAUCUCGUCAUCUUCGCGCUAAACAUACCAAUUUCCGUUCGAAACCCACGACGAUGCAACAUGGGGCACAAUUUGAGGAUCUAUCUGGAUAACUAUUGCCAUAGCUAACAGAAGCUUCCAAACUUUGUAGAGAAGCAUCAUCAUCGGAGGAAGUCAAAAGUAUAAGUUGCAGUUCCCAUUGCGUCGUCCAGCUGCUCGUUUGUUGGUUUCGAAUUGAAGUUUGUUUUAAAUUUGCCAUUGAGCUAUCACAAAGGGGAGAAGCCUUGCGAGACAGAAAUAACAACAGUGAAGAAAAGCACUUUGCUUGAGGAGGAAAAGGAGGAAAAAAAUCGCGGAAAAAAAAGUUAAAGAAAACAGAAGAAGUGCAUAAAUCACUUCGGAAUGAAGUAACAGAGUGAGGCCACUAAUUGUUGCAAUUGAUGGAAACCAUCCGGCCGCAUCGGGUGCCCUACGAGAGAGUGACCGCGGCGUCGUCAUUGUCGUCGUAUCUUAUCUAUACACGCGCCGUUUCCAUUUAGUCCAUCGGUUAAAAAAUAAGUCGUGCGGAGUGUUUUGGAGUGUUUUUAGCUUUUUUUUUGUGUGCGUGUGAAUGGCGAUUUCAAUUUAUGGGUUUCCAAGUUAUGUUUGCUUUAUUUCCCAUCUGUAUACAUCUCGUCCCAACAAUCCAAACCAUAAUGGUCUAUUAGCCAAAGCUCCAGUCAAGUGUGAAUAGCGAGUGAAUUUUAAUUUGAAGAAAUACAUAACUUUUAGAAAACUAGGUUCAAGCCGAUUAUUGCACACCACUGAACCGAAGCGCGCCAAACCACGUCAACUGCAGCAACGGCAGGGCCGCAGCUUUCACGUAUUCGCUGUAAUCGUCACACAUACAACAGACAGGACAACACAUUGGCUACCCAUCAGGGACAAAUCUGCUAGGCUUCGCGGCUGUCGCAAGAUUUUAACAGUAACGGAGACGCUAUGAAAAAAAUUCGACGAUGGCAGCUGGUGUUUGCGGUCAUAAUAGCUCUAAUGGUACGGGUGGACGGCUUAAAGGCGACCUCGUUGAUUUUUGGUCGCGGACCAGCCACUACGAGCACCACAACUACCAGCACAACGCCAGCGGCCGCAUCGAGCACCACUGCCACUACCACCACCACUACCGAGGAGGCAUCAGAAGAGGAAGAGUCUGACGAUCAAGGUGAAGUACCGGCCACCAAGGCGCCACUUACCGGCAUUCCCCAGGUGGACUAUGUUUGGGAUCCGAACCUGCCGCGGGAGCUUGGAGGAUACAACUUGUCCACUUACCCUUUUCUGGACUCGGUCCCAGCGGAAGAGGACAUAGGAUUUACCUGCGAUCCCAAACUGCACGACGGAUUUUAUGCCUCUAUUAAAUUCAACUGCCAGCUGUACCACCACUGCAUCAAUGGAAUGCGAUAUGACUUCCUGUGUGCCAACUAUACAGCAUUUGAUCAGAAGACCUUCAUCUGCCAUUUUGCUUCCGAAGUGGAUUGCAAAAACUCUCCAAAAUAUUGGUUCAGAAACGAGCCAUUGUACAAAGCAACUACAACAACCACGCAGAAACCGGCACCAACAGUGCCAACAACGCCCUCGCCUACAACAGCCCCCAGCAGACUGAAGCCAUUGCGCAAACCAGUGCGACGACGACGUCCUCAAGUCGAUUACUACUACGACGACGAAGAAUAUGAGGAUGAGUAUUAUGAGGAACGUCCACGCCGUAGGAAAAAUCGCCCCCGAAAUCGGCGUCCAACAUACGACGAUGAGUACGAUGAAGAUGAACGGUUCGAUCGACGUCCUGCCGAUCGCUACCGGGAGCGUGAACGGGAUCAUGUUGCAGAGGAAGACGACUACGACGAUCGUCGUCCGUAUCGGCCGAAAAACAGGAAUCGCAACAACGAUCGGAAAAACGAAGAAGACGAUCGUAGCUAUGGAUAUGAAGAACGCCGAAGAGAUCGCGAUCGAAGGCCAAUAGAAGAUGAUAGACGCAGGCCACUGGAAGAUGAUCGCCGAGGCGCAUUGGAAGAAGAGAAACGAUCGUCGCUAAGCGAGCGUCGCAGGAGACCGCUCCCGUCUGAUGAUCGACGAGCCCCUGCUGACGAACGCCGGUACCCAGAGCGUAGGCCACUUGCUGACGAUCACAGACCACUGAACGAAGAUCGAAGAUCUUUUUCUGAAGAUGACAGAAGAAAAUUUCCAGAGGAAAGAAAUGGUGGCAGAAGACCUUACAACGAUGACCGCCGUUUCGAAUACGAAAGCGAAGAUGAAGACUAUAGCCCACGAAGACCGGAAAAGAAACCAAAACUUCCGAGUGAUGUGGUUACUGUCAGACCAUCGGGAUCGACAAUAUACGAUCGACCACGAACUGCGCCGCGAAUAAAUCGACCGGUUCCUUUAAAUGAAAAAAGUAAAUACUCCUACGCUAAUCCCGAACCACCAAAAAAGAAAUCUACUACAAGUCAAGCUCCUACCGAUGAACCAGAGCCUGAGUAUUAUGAUGAAUACGAAGACGAACCGAAAAAAUCAGAACCAGUCGUAGAUAAGCGUAAAGUAACGGAGGCAGGUAAUAAAGGAUCUCAAACAUACAAGGAAGACAAACGACAAAGUGCAUCCUCAGAUGUCGUAUACUAUGACGACGUAAUUGUACCAAAAGAUUCAAUUCCACAAAAGACAAUUCCGGGAAACGUAAAAAAGCCAGAAGGCGUUGAGCGUGUAAAUAGUCGAGAUAAUUCAGAGCUAGCGAGUCGCUACAAUGAUAAAGUACGCACACCUCAACGAAUCAUAAAACCCGAACAGUUAGAAGGUUCACAGCGUAAUUCCAAGCCAGAAUAUGUAGACGACGAACCACCGGAGCGAUCAAAGUCUAGAAGUCAGAGUACUACUAAACAGCCAAGCAAUAUUUUCAACAAUUUUAAAAACAAAAAACAACAAACUCCACUUGAUAGUCGAAAGCCGGCACAAAUUCAAUACAAUCGAGAUUACGAAACAACAAGCAAAGCCACUGAAUCAUCGAGACCACUCCUUCGCGCCUCGAAGCGGCCAUUUCUACCGAGUCGUGGGGGCAACCCUUAUGCAGCUCGGGGUCUACAACCGGUAGGCGUAGCCAAGCAACCACCGAACCAACAGCCAUCCCGAUCUUCCGUUACUAGCAAUGACUCCGACCGACCAGCACCCUUUCGCAUAGACGUCGAUAGUUCUCCACCUAGCACAAUACAAUUGGACUCGCGAACGACCAGCACAAGCCGACCCACCGAGGAACGCGUCAAAACCCUGGAUCAACUCUACGAUGAAGAGUUUGACGUCACGUUAAACGAUGCCUUGAAUCCGACACUGAAACCUUUGACGCGAAGUGCGCCCCAAAAUUUCUUCCGCAAUCGAUACGUCCACCAGAGCUCGAAUUCAGAUUUCGUACCGUUCGAGCCCAGUUAUGCUCCGUCCGAAUUUCGAAGGGCAACCAUAAGAGCGCCUGUAGCGAUGCUUCCGCAUCAUCAUCAUCAUCAUCCAACCGUUUACGUGAGCCAGGUACGAGGCCAUUCACUGCAACGGUAUCCGUAUGAGUACGAAUACUAAACGCUAAACAAGGGGAAUUCUCGUAGAACCGAACGGUUAAAACGAGGGUGAACUCUAAAUUUAUUUAGAUCCAUGAGCCUUAUGUGAGAGGAAGAACAAAGAAAAUUAUUUAUUACUCGAUCCAGCAUCGCCGGCAUGCCGGUGUGGUAUGAUAGAGUGUUCAAAAGAAAGUCCUAUAGUCUAAAAAAUGAGUAAGUCUUCGCAAGAGCAGGGGACAAAAGGAAUAAAGCUGCUCCGGUAAACAUUAAUACAAACCUAUGGAGAAUGAAGGGAGAAAUUGAAAUCUUUAAAAAAACUUAUUUGUACAUAUGAUUCUGCUGUAGCCUUAAAGAUAAAUACUCAAUAAAGGUGAUAUCGACGAAAUGCAACCUUUGCUAAACCUUGAAUGGCAAGCCUAUACUAGACGUGACGACGAACAAAACACAGAUAACAACCGCAAUAUCAAUUUAGUUUGUAGAUUAAUAGAUGCAAUAUUUGACAAUCAUACGAACACCAGCAAUGAAGAGAAUAAUAAGAUACGACAGCAUUAGAUAGAACAAGAUUCGAAACAGUGUAAAUGGAGAAAGUAAAAAAUAAAGAAAAUUUAAUUUUCA